This is a messenger RNA of Brassica rapa (field mustard), 2061 nucleotides long. RefSeq names its product dirigent protein 20-like. The record is from RefSeq and is a predicted model, not a curated record. NCBI's taxonomy places the organism in Eukaryota, Viridiplantae, Streptophyta, Magnoliopsida, Brassicales, Brassicaceae.
CUUCCAUUCGCGAGAAUUACUGUUCUCUAAAAUAAAUCCACAUUUAAAAAAAAAAUCCACAAAUAAAAUAAUAUGAAAUCAUUACUCUCCAAACAUCUCUAAAACUCAGCAUAUAUAAAUAACUAACACACACACACACAUCUCUAAAACUCAGCAUAUAUAAAUAACUAACACACACACUGACACACACACCUUGUUUGUACACCAUAAUAACAUAAACAAAACACAUGGCUAAGCUCAUUUUCUUCCUCGCCGUCCAAAUUAUCUUCCUCGCUGCCGUAUCUUCCGCCGGAGACGACGGGGAAGACUUCGCCAGAACCAUAGACCGUAAAAUCCUCGGUCUUCACAAGAAAGAGAAACUAACACAUUUCAAAGUGUAUUGGCACGACAUCUUAAGCGGUCCAAAACCAAGCUCCAUCAGAAUCAAGCCACCGGUUACAAACUCUACCUCCUACUUCGGAGGAGUCACUAUGUUCGACAACGCUUUGACGGCAACAGUUCAGAUAAACUCCACGUUGUUGGGCCAGGGUCAAGGGUUUUACUCCGGAGCUGCUCAAAAAGAGUUUAGUUUUCUAGUGGGGAUGAACUUUGCUUUUAAGACAGGAAAAUACAACGGAAGCACGAUCACAAUUCUUGGUCGUAACCCUGUGUUGUCGAAGGUUAGAGAAAUGCCUAUAGUCGGAGGAAGUGGGCUUUUCCGGUUUGCUAGAGGCUAUGUUGAGGCUCGUACAAAACUGCUUAACCUAAAGAACGGUGAUGCUAUUGUUGAGUACAGUUGUUAUGUUUUGCAUUAUUGAUGUUAAUGAUGUUUGUGUACUAAUUCUCCUUUUUGCAUGUGGUGUCCCCGUGUGUGUGGUGGAUUUGUUGGAGUAGGUUCGCUUAUUUCAACUUAAAUGAUGUAAUAAUAUUUAUUCAUUUGCAAGGAGCUUUUUUUCUAUUUGCAAAAGAAUCUCCACGAUUAUUUUUGAAAGAAAAUGAUGAUAUAUUUCAGUUUUAAAUUUCAUUUUAAAUAUGUUGUUUAUGGUUUCGGACCGACAACCUGAUGUGGUCAACAAAGAGAUCCAAUGAAGGACACAUAAUGGUUUGGCAUAAUAAGUAAAACAAUUACACCCAAAAAAAAGUAAAACAAUAAUUUAUGCUACUGGUAUAUAAUCCUUUUGAGGGAAAAAAAAAAGGAAAGCGCAACUCUAUUGCUAGUAUUAAAAAUAGUAUGAUAUAAAAAAUGAAUUAGAGAAUGAAGAAAUAUGCAAUUAAAACUACACUAAAAUCUAUAAAACACCAUAUCACUUGUUUAUUUCCAGUUGAUUUAAUUCUUUAAAGUUUUCAAAUUUAAAUUAGUUAUAUUUUUUUAAGUGGUUAGAUUUAAUAGUAUAAAUAAGUUAUAUUUUAUUAUUUUAAAGUAUUUAAAUAUAAUAUCACGAUAAUUUUAAUAUUACAAAUUAAUUAUGUUUAGUUCUUUUAACAUUUUACAAUAUUGUUUCAAAUUUCAAUGUAAUUUUUAUUGAAUUUAUGUUAUAUAAUUGUUUAUAUUCUGCUAUUUGUUUUUCUAUUGACUGAAAUAUAGUCAGUUAAAUAGUUAAUGAUCUUUUUAUUUAGAAAUUAUAUAAAAUUAAAUAUUUUAUCACAUAAAUCCAAAACAUGAAGUUUGUUGUGUAUACGUUGAAGGAAAUAUUGAUAAACGCUGCAUGUUUGUGAGCUUUUUAAGCGUUCUCCUUUAGCUUUCAACUCUCUCGUCCAAGAAGUAGAAGCUCCCCCCUCUCCUCUCCUCUCAUAAGAUCAUUUAGUGUCUAUUUCCAUGAACAAUUCUUUGCAACUUCAGAAAAUUUGACUUAACCGCAGAAACAAAAACAGAAAUGAAAAUCUGCUUUUCACAAUGGUGGUGGACUAAGAUCAGACAUUUGCAUGAAAACUACAAUCUUGCCAAAUAAAAUGACACUGAUACACUCAAUUGUUGAUAACCAAGAAUUGUAUAUUAGGCGAAAAAGAUAGCUCGAGACUUGAAGCAGAGUUUUGAGGAUAAACCUGUCCAAAUUCAGGAUCUUUCGGAUUUAAUAAGAGAUU